Molecule: messenger RNA, 870 nt
Organism: Encephalitozoon hellem ATCC 50504
Lineage: Eukaryota; Fungi; Microsporidia; Unikaryonidae
Product: heat shock transcription factor
Exons: 1
Coding region: 1-870 (289 amino acids)
Biological process (GO): regulation of DNA-templated transcription
Molecular function (GO): DNA-binding transcription factor activity; sequence-specific DNA binding
Source: RefSeq, a predicted model, not a curated record
AUGAAGCUGACUACGGGGUCUGAGUUUGUUGUGAAGCUUUUCCAGAUGCUUGAGGAGCCUGAGAACUAUCCAUACAUAUCGUGGGCCUUGGAUGGAAGAAGCUUCAUCAUAUCGAACACACAGGACUUUUCUGAGUUUGUGCUUGAGAAACACUUUAGACACAAGAACUGGAGCUCUUUUGUCAGGCAACUCAAUAAGUACGACUUUUACAAGGUACGAAGGGAUGGAGAAAGGAUAGGGGAGAGGGGGCGAUGGGAGUACAAGAACAAGUAUUUCCAGCGGGGAAGGCCUGAGCUGCUUGCGAAGAUUAGGAGAAAGAAAGCGCCAAGCGAAGGGAACGGGCCUGGGAAUACGAGUCCGAGGCAGAUUGAGAGUGGGAUGGUCUACCAGUCGCACGUGCUGAAUGCGGUCCGGACUAUUUCAAAGUAUCUUCAAGCUGUUGUUGAGGAUAUUAAUGAGAUAAAGAAGUACAUAUAUUAUGAGAGGAUGAGGAUUGCCUGCAAGACCAAUGUCCUGUUUGUUAAGGGGGACGUUCCUGGAUCUGAGUGGAUAUGCAGUUCGCUGAAGAUCCCAAACUACUCCUUGACCAUUGUGGAGGAGGGUGCCGAUGUGAGGAGUGUUAUGAGGUGGAGGUACGAUGUGGUCGUAUUGUAUGCUAACACCUCUGAAUGCAGCAGGGUGGUGAGCCGAAUAAGAAACGAAGAUGCAGAUGUUCCCAUUGUUUUGGUUGUUGACGAGGAAUUUAAAGGCGAGUAUGCGAAUAUUUUGGGGAUCAGGGUGUCGGAGGCUCUUCUGAUGCCUAUUGACCCGAAGGACUUGGUUGAUGCUGUGAAUAGGCAUGGGGGCCAUAGAAGUUUAGAAAAAGGCUAG